AUGUCAGAUCAAAUAUGUAAGGAGUUGUGUGAGUACAAGAGAGAUAAUCUUGCAAGCACACAAAAAGACUUGCAAAGAUGGCUUGAGGGAAAAUUUCAGUUGAAAGUUAGUCAAGGAACAAUAUCAAACACACUUAAACGGUCAAAUGACUAUCUCUCUGCUAAAAUAGAAAAUGGAAGAGCAGAGAUCAAAAGACACAAACCAACAAAAUUUCCUGACAUGGAGAAGGUUGUUUAUGAAUGGUUUCUCCAGCAUCAAGAACGUGUGAAUAUCACAGGAGAAUUAAUUUUGCAGAAGGCAAGAGAUACAAUGAAACUCGUGUAUAUGGCAUAA
Lathyrus sativus (Indian pea) is the source of this 333-nucleotide messenger RNA. NCBI's taxonomy places the organism in Eukaryota, Viridiplantae, Streptophyta, Magnoliopsida, Fabales, Fabaceae. The record is from the annotation of a GenBank genome assembly.